AUGCCCGCCUGGCGACGCCGUGGCCGCGGGCAGGUGGCGUUGUCGCCGGAGCGGGACGGGGACAGGAACGAGGAGCGGCGGCGCUUCCUGGCGGCUCCGUCACGUGAGGAGCGACCGAGCCCGGCCCGCCCUCUCCCCGCUCCUCCUCCCGCCGCUCCGUCCCCCGCCGCGCGCCGCAGAUGGAGGCGGAACCGGAGGCAGAACCGGCAGCGGCGCUUCUCGCGGAGCCGUGCCCCGCCGCGAGCACCCCCCGUGCCGGCCUCCCCUCCCCGUCCCCCCGCGGAGGGUGAGGAUGAGGAUGAGGGCGAGGACGAUGACGAUUUCCAGUUCCUGCGCUGCGACGGCUGCGGGCAGGACUCGGCGCGGCCGCGGCUGCUGGCGUGCCUGCACACGCUGUGCCCGGCGUGCCUGAGCGACACCAAGCAGUGCCCGCGCUGCCAGGCGGCCACGGCCGCGCCCGCCGUGGACAACCUGCUCUUCUGCAACCUGCGGAGCCGCCUGCAGCUCUGGCGGCAGAUCCGCAGCGCCGGCGGGCCCGGCUGCGGCCGCUGCCGCGCCGAGGCGGCGCUGGUGUGGUGCGAGGAGUGCGAGGAGUUCCUGUGCGGGCGCUGCCUGGAGGAGCACCAGUGGUGGCACAAGAAGAAGGCGCACAGGGUGCGCAGGGUGGGAGGAGCUGCGGGCGGCUCGGCGCGGCAGUUCCUGGAGGAAACGCGCGCUCCUGCAGCCUCUUCUGCUCCAGCGGCAGCCACCCCGAGGAGAGCCGCGUGUGCAGCAUCUACUGCCCGCGCUGCGAGCGGGCUCUGUGCUGUCCGUGGCGCGCUGCUGGACACCGGCCACGCUCCGUUCCGCGACCUGCGCGCCGAGAGCCGCCGGCGCCAGGACGAGCUGCGCUCGCUGCGCCGCGACCUGCGGCGGCUCCGCCGCGCCUUCGAGGCGGCCGCGGCGCGGCUGCGGGGCGAGGCGGCGCGGCGGGAGGAGCAGCGGGAGCGGCUGCGGGAGCGCGUCCGCGCCAGCGCCGAGCGCCUGCAGGAGCUGGUGCGCAGCGAGGCGGAGGAGCUGCGGGCGCUGCUGGAGGCGCGGCCGGAGCGCGGCCGGAGCGCGCUGGCGGAGGAGCUGCUCGGCGCCGAGGGGACGCUGCUGCGGCUGGAGGCGGCCGAGCGGCUGGUGGAGAGGCUGGGGCGCUACGGCGGCGAGCAGGAGCUCAUGGACAUGCAGCCCUUCGUCAAGGGCGCGCUGCUGGAGCUGCGGCGGCUGCGGCCGCCCCAGGCCCCCGAGCUCCGGGAGCCCCCCGACAUCACCGAGUGCCGGGUGCGGCUGCGGGCGCUGGUGGAGCGCGUCACGGGGCGGCCAGAUAUCCCCGAGGUUGAGGUGGCCUGGAGAACAACCUGGAAGAGGAUCCCAAAUGCAACAGCGUCUCCCCCAGCCUCGAGGAGAUCCAUGUGGAGCAG
This is a messenger RNA of Vidua macroura (Pin-tailed whydah), 1448 nucleotides long. It is a transcript of the gene PML, whose product is annotated as PML nuclear body scaffold. The record is from RefSeq and is a predicted model, not a curated record. NCBI's taxonomy places the organism in Eukaryota, Metazoa, Chordata, Aves, Passeriformes, Viduidae. Gene Ontology annotation, biological process: PML body organization; positive regulation of DNA-templated transcription; intrinsic apoptotic signaling pathway in response to DNA damage. Gene Ontology annotation, cellular component: chromatin; nucleoplasm; PML body. Gene Ontology annotation, molecular function: ubiquitin-protein transferase activity; zinc ion binding.